This is a messenger RNA of Trichogramma pretiosum, 1866 nucleotides long. Its product is annotated as beta-ureidopropionase-like. Gene Ontology annotation, molecular function: beta-ureidopropionase activity. The transcript has 4 exons. NCBI's taxonomy places the organism in Eukaryota, Metazoa, Arthropoda, Insecta, Hymenoptera, Trichogrammatidae. Bases 701 to 1855 code for a protein of 384 amino acids. The record is from RefSeq and is a predicted model, not a curated record.
CUUACGCGCUCAAAAAGAUUAAUAUCGCCUCGCGAAACGAGAUAGAGUCGCGCGAAAAAAUGAAUUUAAAAUCAAAAUAGCAAAGCUUAUCGACCCCUCCUUCGUCUUUUUACGAGAGCAUAAACGCACGAGAGAGGCUGCCACGCUGCUUCGUUUUUAAAGGCUCAUAGGUCUCGGUCUGAUAUUUUCAGUGUUUCCGAAAAAUUGUGAAUCGCUCGACGCAUUUCAGACGACAACGACGACGUCAGUCUACAUCUAGAAUAUUAUAUUGCACGGUAGUUUUUGUUUUGCGUUGUUAUUUCAAUUGGGAAUUGAAGUAAGUUUAUUCAGCAUUUAUUGAGAAGUAGUGUAGUGCAGAUCGAUGAAUUCGACUUCAGGAAGUAUAAGAGUAUGCAACAAAUAAAAUAAAUCGUUCCUGGUUAAUUAUUCUAAUUUGGUUCCUUUUUUUCUUAUAAAUACUACGAAAUUCUCGACGUGGGCUUUUUUUCGUGGCAACUUUUCAUUAAUCUCGCGAUACUGGAAAUGUUAACAGAAUGUGUGCAUUCUCGCAAUUGAUUGGGCGCUGCAGCUGCAAUUCUAUCAUUAAUUUUAAACCGAUCAUACGCUAGAAUACACUGUCGAUCGGAGCUUCUCUUACACAUUUAGAUACUAGUUGACGAUGUUACGUGGCAGAGAAUAAUGAAUUAAAAAUAGAACAAAAAUGUACCUAUUUCUUUUUAUAGAAAGUGAAGAAGUCUCUGAUAACACCAUGACUUUAGAAAUGGAAAAACUGUCUUUAGAGGGAAUUAUAGAUGAAGCGUUGCUGGAUGGCGAGAAAAAGGCUUUCGCCAAUGGAGUCCUGUAUGGACGAGAAUACGAAAAACUCGACAUUCCCGAAUAUGAUGACGUAGAAAAAUGCGAAGUAGCAGGCUGGAAGAUCGGCAGCACUUCCCAAGAGAAUUCCGGAGAACCGAGGCUCGUGCGAGUCGGCUUGAUUCAGAACACGAUCGUUCUGCCGACCGACGCAUCGACCGAAGAACAUCGCCAGGCAAUAUGGGGCAAAAUCGCCGCCUACAUCGAUCACGCGGCCGAAUGCAAGGUCAACAUCGUGUGUCUGCAAGAGGCUUGGACGAUGCCGUUCGCCUUCUGUACGCGGGAAAAGAAGCCCUGGCUCGAGUUCGCCGAGCCGGCCGACGAGACGGGCUGGUCGACCGAGAAACUGUGUGCACUGGCCAAGCAGCAUAAGAUGGUGAUAAUCUCGCCGAUCCUCGAGAGGGACCCGAUCGGAGAUAAGAUCUGGAACACGGCGGUGGUGAUCGGUAGCGAUGGCCGGAUCCUGGGCAAGCAUCGCAAGAAUCGGGUCGGCGACGUUAACGAAUCAACGUACUACAUGGAAGGUGACACCGGUCAUCCGGUUUUCGAUACUGAGUUCGGAAAGAUCGGUGUCAACAUCUGCUAUCGGAGGCAGCAUCCUCUGAACUGGCUAAUGUUCGCUGCGAAUGGAGCCGAGAUUGUGUUCAAUCCGUCGGCCAUCGAUGGUCAACAAUCCGAGCCGCUGUGGGUCAUCGAGACGCGAAACGCCGCCAUAGCCAACGGUUACUACACCUGCGCGAUAAAUCGCGUCGGCACCGAGCGCUUCCCCAACGAGUUCACCUCGGGAGACGGCAAGUUUUUCGGCUCGUCCUAUGUGGCAGCACCCGAUGGCUCGAGGACUCGUGGCCUCAACCGACACAUGGACGGGUUGCUAGUGGCCGAGCUCGAUCUCAACCUCUGUAGACAAACAAGAGCUUUCUGGGACUAUACAUUAACUUCGUCGCCACGGCUCCUUUCGCUCUUAAUGCCAAUGAAGAUUGCUAAAUCUGGUCGAUUUUCCUAGCGACCGACAAA